Adineta steineri is the source of this 615-nucleotide messenger RNA. NCBI's taxonomy places the organism in Eukaryota, Metazoa, Rotifera, Eurotatoria, Adinetida, Adinetidae. The record is from the annotation of a GenBank genome assembly.
AUGGCGGACAACUAUCUACAUAAAUCAACCGAUGAAAUCAAAUAUUUUAGCAUGAAAAUGUUUCGACCGAAUAUGGAUUCGAUACCAUCUUAUUCAUUACCAUCUGGAUAUUCAUUUCAACCAUAUAAAAAAGAUUCAAAUGAUGAUGAAAAGUGGAUCGACAUAUGCAAAGCGGCUGGAGAAUUCAAAACAAAAGAACAAGGUAUGGAAAUGUUUGAGAAAUAUUUUGGAGAAUAUAAGAAGAAUGAUUUAAUUUCGAAACGUCUGUAUUUUCUUGUUAAUCCUGAAGGAAAAUAUAUUGGUACAGCUACAGCUGGUAUAGAUCAAAUUAAUGGGAAAGAAGAAGGUAGUCUUUGGUGGGUAUCUAUUAUUCCAGAGUAUCAAGGAAAAAAAUUGGCAAAACCAUUAGUAUCGUAUGUUUUACAUAAGAUUGCUGAAUAUUCAAACGUAUGUUAUCUUGAUUCACAAACAACAAGUUGGAGAGCAAUCAAUAUGUAUGCUGAUUUUAACUUUGUUCCAUCGAGAUUGAAGCCUGAUAAUUUUGAAGAUGCCUGGCAAUUAUUGAGUAAAUUAUGUAAUCGAAAUUUUCUAAACGAUAUCGAUCAAACUGAUUGA